Molecule: messenger RNA, 1304 nt
Organism: Aspergillus pseudonomiae
Lineage: Eukaryota; Fungi; Ascomycota; Eurotiomycetes; Eurotiales; Aspergillaceae
Product: Yae1 family protein
Exons: 1
Coding region: 442-1023 (193 amino acids)
Source: RefSeq, a predicted model, not a curated record
GUAUCGGUACUUUUAAUAUUAGUGGCCUACCUUACCUGUCAAUCUGGCAAGCCCUGGAAGUUGUUCCCGCUUCUUGAGGUUGUUUGUUUCUUAUGCUCCAUUAGGAAGGAUAAUGAAUGGUCACCAUAAGUGAAUGGAGGUCAAAAAGUGGGGUGGAUUAUUUUUUUUUUUUUUAUUAUCAGAGGGCAGGGAGAGAGAGGUUUCUCUGUACCGCGUGGGAAUUGUGGCACGGGAAAGCAAAAGAUUUAAAAAGAGUAAGAUAAGGAAAAAGAGAGAAGAUCACAAAACACUUCACUUCCACAAUUCUUAAGUCCUCAACUCCUCGACUGCCGGUCGGUUCCGAAAUCCGUCCCUUCUGACUCUUCCUUUCCCCUUUGUUGUUCUUCCCUUCUUUGAUAUCGUUACAACCCCGACCCCCCUCACUUUCGGAAGGUUAUUGAUAUGGAGAACAACUUACUUGAGGGUCUCCUCGACCUGGAGGAAGUAUUUUACAGGGAAGGCUAUGAUUUGGGAGCUGCCGAUGGCGCGCAGGCUGGCUACACCGAAGGCAGUGUAUUUGCUGUCGAGAAGGGCUUUGAAAAAUUCCUCGAAAUAGGAAGGCUCUACGGUAAAGCCCUGGUUUGGUCACAAAGACAAGCCGAGCGAGACCCAUCCAACACUAGAGAUCCUUCCCAGAUGUCUCAGCUACCUAGUGCGAAGGAUGAAGAUUUUUUGGAGCCAUCUGUUUGCAGAGAGAUGUCGAGCGUUCCCCCCAGCUCUAGGCUAGCGAAGAAUGUCGACACACUUCUUGAAUUAGUUGACCCGGCGUCUUUGCCCAUGCAAAACAUAGAGGAAGCCGUUAUUGACGUGGAUGAGCGCCUGAAGGGCGCGCUAAUCAAGGCCAAACUUAUCCAGCGCGCACUGGGCGAACGAGACGAUGCUGGGGAUAUACACCCUGACGCAAAAGACUUUCCCCAACAGAAAAGUUCUGGGGAUGGAACUGGCAGCAUUGAAGACAUCAGCUCCCUGAAGCUCCGUCCAUGAAGGAAGUUGUUUCUAAAAUCAUCCUCCUCAUUCUCCCUACCAAGGCCACUCAUACCCAGCCACCGGUACCCUUCGGAGUAUCUCCGAUAGAGAAGCCAACAAUGAUGACAUAUCCUACUCCCAAGAUACGGAUUAAAUCAUCUCCCUUUCUUUUUAUCACGGGGACGGGUAAUAAGAGUGAAUUGAAUUGUUGAACUUGGAGGUCGAUCAUUGCUCCACAAAUCUAUGGUCACCCCCACGCACCGAUUUCUCGAUGGCAAUCCAAUGCCACUUGCCGGUCU